Messenger RNA from Cajanus cajan (pigeon pea), 466 nucleotides. The record is from RefSeq and is a predicted model, not a curated record. Lineage: Eukaryota; Viridiplantae; Streptophyta; Magnoliopsida; Fabales; Fabaceae.
UUCACUUUCUCCUUUCUUCGCUAGGAUGGCAGGGGUGGAGAACAACGACGGGAACGAGAGUGAACGGGAAUUAGCAGGAACUAGCGAUAACGGUUAUGCGGAAGCUGCAGAGCCUAGUGGCUCUGCUGGUGGCGAAGGGAACGAUGCCGUUUCGUAUGCGAACGUACUGCGUUCGAGGAACAAGUUUGUCGAAGCUCUCGCGCUCUACGAGCGUGUCUUGGAGAGUGACGGCGCAAAUGUGGAGGCUCUCAUUGGGAAAGGGAUAUGCCUUCAGAUGCAGAAUAAGGGAAAGCCUGCGUUUGAGACUUUUUCCGAGGCUAUCAAGCUGGAUCCUCAGAAUGCUUGUGCUCACACGCAUUGCGGUAUUCUGCACAAAGACGAGGGUCGCCUAGUAGAGGCUGCCGAGGUAUGCUUAUCACUGUUCAAUAACUCUGCUGAAAUUGUUGCAUUUGCAUUAGCUGAUGAG